This is a messenger RNA of Asparagus officinalis (garden asparagus), 1194 nucleotides long. RefSeq names its product psbP domain-containing protein 5, chloroplastic. NCBI's taxonomy places the organism in Eukaryota, Viridiplantae, Streptophyta, Magnoliopsida, Asparagales, Asparagaceae. The record is from RefSeq and is a predicted model, not a curated record. The transcript has 11 exons. Bases 59 to 949 code for a protein of 296 amino acids.
AACCAUAUCACAAUAAAAUCCCGAAGAGAGAGAGAGAGAGAGCGCAAGAGGUGCUCUAAUGGCAGCAGCUCUCUUCUCGCCUCCCUCUUUUUCUCCCUUGUCUCUCUGUAAGAGGGACCAGCAACUUGGUUCAUCAAAGAGGAGAGAAAAAACUGGGUUUUUUAAGAAAACCCAUGUCAUUGUAUCUUCUUACUCGGCGCCCAUUUCAUCAAAAAGCAUCCAGAGAAGGGAUUUGGUUCUCUUUGGCAUCUCAACUUCUGCUGCUCUUUUAUUCCCUUCUCAUGAUGUACAUGCUGAGCUUGCACUGGGGAGUGAAGAUGUGAAAAUGGCUUUAUCAGUGGAUGACAUCAAUGCAUAUUCUUUUCUAUACCCUAUUGAGUUGCCUGCAAAGAAACUUACCUUCAAAUGGGUGGAAUCGAGAAAACCAGAACGUUAUUCAUCUGCUGCUCCACUAUCACCUAAUGCACGACAGCGCAUUGUGUAUGAGCGAGUUGACAUCAUCAAUAACCUUGUCAUCUCUGUUUCGAUUGGUCCCCCAAAUUCUCGAUUUCUAACUUCUAAUGACAAGGGAUCAUGGACGGCAAAAGAUAUCGCUGAUUCUGUUUUAUCCGACAAGUCUGCACUGCCUGUAUCCACGGACCAGCGCACGGUUGAGAGUUCUGUUCUUGACGCACAUUCUAACAAAGUGGACGGUGAACCUUACUGGUACUAUGAGUAUCUUGUUCGGAAAUCUCCUACAAAAGUUGUGCAAGAAUCAAACGUUUAUAGACACAAUGUGGCUUCUACUGGAGAGCGAGACGGAUAUUUGUAUUCUCUGAAUGCCUCAACUAUUGGCAAGAAAUGGGAUUAUAUGGGACCAUUCUUACGGCAAACUGUGGAAUCAUUCCGUCUACUUCCUCCAACAGAUAAUUAUGUACCCCCCUAUAAGGAUCCUUGGAGAUUUUGGUGAUCCAAGGCCAGUCAUCUUAGGCAAAAAUAUUACAUUUUUGUAUUUGUUAUAAGAUGUGACCUGUUCUUUUGUUUGAUUUUGUUUCAAUUGUUUUGAGCUGAUGAGAACCAAUUGAUUCAAUGAUCUACAUUUGAUAGUUUUUGCUGGCCACAAUGUUAUACUGUUGUAUCUGUUGGUAAAAUUAACUGUAUUAACAGUACUUGCGCUGCAUUGUUGCAAUUUGAGGAGCGUUUCUUUCACGAGUA